AUGGGCACCAGUGUUGAGGAUGAUGAUGCUCACCCUUUCGCAGAAGAUUUAGCUAUGGAGAUUCUACAAAGCCGCAGCUUUAUAGAUAAACACUUUAAUUAUGGAAAGAACAAACGCCCCAAACUCCUUAUUCAUGACCUUGAUGCACCCGAUUAUUCAAUUCCCAUCACCUUCAUUUCCGAUUCAGAUAAAAAUGAAGGAACCCCUUUAAUUGAAAAACCUGAUCAUGUCCCGGAGUUUGGUGGUGGUUUACUGGUAGUUCCUGUGGAUGGCUUGUUUUUGUUUCAGAAAGGAAAUACUGAAUAUGACAUUAGGGGUUGGUGCUGUGGUCUGUGGAAUCCUGCAACCAGGGUGUUAACCACCCUCCCUGCAGCCCACUUCCAGCUUCAACCAUUUUUUGACGAAAUAGGUGGCUUUUCUGGGUUUGGAUUAGACCCAGUUACAAGUAACUACAAGGUGGUUUGGGUUCGCCAGUUCUGGGAUGAAAACAGGGAUGAUAUGUUCCAUCGAGCAUAUGCAGCGGUCUAUUCCUGUUCUACUGACUCUUGGAGAAUCCUUAAACAUAAACAUCACAAAAGCACCUGCGCUUACAGCUAUAGAGAUGCCGAUAGCACUGCUUACCUUAAUGGAACUUAUUACUGGAUGCUCAGGGGGCACGAUUACUGCGGCCUCCUUUCAUUUGACUUUGCCAAUGAGGUGUUCGCUGAGAUUAGAGGGCCACAUAUUCCACCUAUUAAUUGUAGCAGCGUGAUAUUGCGUGAUGGCUCCAUUAACCUCUUGACCCUAGGUUUCAACGAUGACUUUGGUUUAUGGGUUAUGAUCGAACCUGGUGUUUGGACCAAACUUCUUAACUUUCAAUGCCUUUCACUUAUUAAGCCUGUGUUUUGUGGCUUCUGGGAUUCUAGCACUGUCCUUUUCUUAACUGAGAGUUCUGGGCUGAUCUCGUAUGAUGUUAAUACCCAGGAGACGACGCAUCUUGGGUUUUAA
Messenger RNA from Lycium ferocissimum, 987 nucleotides. RefSeq lists its product as uncharacterized. The transcript is spliced from 2 exons. NCBI's taxonomy places the organism in Eukaryota, Viridiplantae, Streptophyta, Magnoliopsida, Solanales, Solanaceae. The coding region runs from base 1 to 987 and encodes 328 amino acids. The record is from RefSeq and is a predicted model, not a curated record.